Molecule: messenger RNA, 6830 nt
Organism: Penaeus chinensis
Lineage: Eukaryota; Metazoa; Arthropoda; Malacostraca; Decapoda; Penaeidae
Exons: 43
Coding region: 149-5986 (1945 amino acids)
Molecular function (GO): RNA binding; protein binding
Source: RefSeq, a predicted model, not a curated record
UGAGGAGCACAAACGCCACCUCGGCGACGAAACCUACCCUACACAUUUAGAUGAGGAACGACAGGAAACCAACGAAGAUCAUGAGGAGCUUGAGGAUGAGGAAAACGGCCAGGUGGACGGGACAGAGUUUACGUCCAUUCGAGGAAAAAUGAGUGGGAAGUCUAAAUGUGUACUUACAGAAAAUGGCAUACUGGAGUUGUAUAGCCAAAAUUUACAACAUUCUAUUAAUGUGCAAGUUAUCUUCGUGGCAACUAAUGACAUGAUGUCCUACCUCCGUUUAUCUGACGGAAAACAUGUCUCUCCUGUUGUUUUACUUGUGAAGAAAGAUGGCAAACCUGGUUUCGGUGUUGGCGCUGUUCUUACUAUUCAUGAUGUUGCAAUGCAUAUAGCACCAGGGAAAGCUGAUAAAAAUGAGAAAGACAGUAACUUGGUAGAAGUUGGCUUCAACCAGGUGAUUAUCAAAAAGUAUAAUAUACUGCAAAGUCAAUCAGCUGUUGGUAAAAUCCUUGGGUCUUUGGAUCUGUCUGCAACAUAUAGGGAUGCUAUCCGACAUAUCCAAGAGCCAUUAAGAAAAAAUGAUAGUAAAUUUGAAGCCUAUAUUAAAUUUGAUGCUAGAACAUGCAAGCAACUCAUGGCUGAGGGUGAAAAGGCACGAGAAAAGGGGAACUACUAUUUUAACAAAAAAGAUUUUAAUCAAGCAAUAAUCCAUUAUGAUAUAGCAAAGAAAAAGGACCCUUACGAUCACCGGGUUUGGUCUAACUGCAGUCAGGCUCUCUUUAAGGUGGGGCAGUAUGCCUAUGCUGAGUCGGAUGCCCUCAUUGCCAUCAAGUUGAACCCGUUUCAUAUGAAGGCCUAUUAUCGAGCAGGACAAGCUGCCACAAAACUGUACAGGAAAUCCAUUGCAGAAAUCUACGCACGCUCUGGUAUUUUAGCAUGUGGCAGCAGUCCAGAACUUCUACAAUUAUUAGAAGAAAUACUUAAUCCCUCAAAAAAAGCCAAUAUAGAAAUUGCAGCAGCAUCAUUAACUUCAACCAGCGUCUCCGUUACUGGCAAGUUUGAACAGGAAUCAACCAAACAUAGCUCUAAUACCUCCUACAUGUACAAAGUGACAAAGGGAACGCAAGCUAAUAUCGUGGAGGUCACCAUACAUGACAAAUGUGACUAUCAAAAAGGAACUGGGAAAAAGACUAAACAAGAGAAGGGAUCAAAGGAAAAUCUAGUUCAUAUCGGAGGAUUAGCCCAGCUGGAGGAACGUUUAAUGAAUGAAGUACAUGAAAUGUGGGAUAAAAGUGAAGAGACGGAAAACAAUAAGCAGAAAGGUAAUAACCAUGAGAAGGAGAAAAAGGCAGAAGAAAAGCGAAGAAAUAAAGUAGAAGAGAUAGGAAGACUGGAAGAGAAAGGCUUCACUAAUGAGUACUUCUUGGAGUGUUUACAGAAAGCGAGAAGAGCAUAUGAGGACAGGAACUUCAUGAAGGCAGUGAUUUUAUUUCAACAAUGCCUGGAUGUCUAUAGUCUUGAAAAUGUACAACGAUGUUCUGCAGCUGAGCCCCAUUAUGAGCAAACACUGCAGUUUCUGGUUGCAGCAUCUGCAAUCAAAGGUGAGCCCGACCAGCCUUUGGAGGCCAUAAAAAUUAUGGAGUCACUACUCAAGCAUUCAAGUAUCUUCCGUAAUUCUCCCGCCAUUUAUUACCUCCUCGCCCUCGGAUACAGCAAGAAGUUUAUUUAUGAGAGCCGGAAUAGAACAGACAUAGCAGAUGUUUUCACGAUUAUAUCCUGUAAUCAGAGUUAUCAGUUGGUGCAGCAGUAUUCCAAGAAAUGCGGGGAAGCCAUUAAGGAACAAAAGACGGCUCCAGCUGUUAAGUGGCCUGGCUCGAAUGACCCCAUACCUGUAACUGUGGUGACAUAUAUGAAGGUGCUACAUCUAGCCUUUAUGAAAGAGAUGGAGACCCUUCUGCCCAGACGUCCACUACAGAAGAUCUCGUCAGAGGAAUCGGAUAAUAAAACUAGCUCUUCAAAUAUUAUGGCUGAAGAAGAUUCUGUCAACAUAAAUAACAAGAAUAAAACUAGCAUGGCAUGGUCCACCCCAGUAUCCAAGUGUCGGUUUAAGGAGUGCCUGUCAACGCAAGGUCAUGACAAUGCUACUGAAGAGAUUUAUGUUACAGAUCCUGAAUUCAAAGGUUAUUUAGAAGUCAUAUGUGAAGAGAACUGCAUUAUCAGCUACCAUCCCUGCUGUUGGAAGGCUCAUAAAGAGUGUCAAGAGGACAGAGUCGGCAAAUUGUCAGACAAAGAUUUCUUAGGCACAGACUGCAUAACUCCAGAUUGUACUGGAAAGAUUUCUAGUAUUCACAUCUAUGAUGAGACUGGAAACUUAAAAAUUGAAUUAAGUAACAAGAAAGAUAAAAAGAAUGCUCAAAAUUCUGUUAAGCAAAAGAAAAAGAAGGAUAAGAAGAAGGAGAAAGCUCAAGCUAACAAAAAUGCAGACAAAAAGAAAACUAAACACGAGAGCGUGAGUGAAGACACAGCUAGUACAGAAAAGACACAAGCCAAAACAGAAACCGAAGCUGAAAAGACCAAAUCUGUUAAUAAUAAUGAAACAGACAGUGAUAAAAAAAAGACCCCAGCCUGUGUGCCAAAUCUUCCAAUAGACCCUGAGAGCCUGGAGAGUUCCCAGGUUAUAGUUCUAAAACCCACAACGGAGCGCGAGGAGCCAACAGAAACCAAAAAUUCAAAGAAAAAUAAAAAGAAGAAAAACAAGAAAAAUAAGGCCAUCCAGCCGGAUCUGCUGGGAGAUCCUUUAGAGUGUGAACAAAGCAAUCAGAAUGAAUAUGUUGCUCGGUUGAAACUUCUGAAACAGCAGCGAGAAGCUCUAGAAAGUGAUAAUGUUCCCUUACUCCAAAUCCCCCUUGCAAUACCCACUCGGGAAACGCCCUCGGAGCAGGUUCUAGAAUUGUUGGAUCCAGACAAUCCCUUCUAUCUCCCUGAACAUCUGAGAGACAACCCGAAGGCUCUAGAAUCAGUUUUACAAAGUAAGAUGUCUGCUGGCUCUACAGUGUCAAGUCUUGUAUCAGGCAUUCGUCCAGAGAGCAUCACUGUCCUUUUAGACUUCAUGUAUGAUUGGCUGAAGUCGGAAGGACCCAUGUCCAUCACUGAUGCUCGUAUCAGACAGUAUGUUGAGGAAAACUUCCCCCCUGAAGCCAAUACACAUGUUGUACAGUGUGGAGGGAUCAAGCAGUUUCUCUUGCAGUCUAUUAACUUUGCCAUGAUAGAUGAAGUAAUAUGUGUCAGAGACCACGUUGUAAGAGCUCAGGAAAUGAUCCGGAAAUCAGUAGUGGAACGGAUGAAUACAUCACGGUACCUGAUAAGUGAUGGUCGUAGAGCCAAGAAAUUUACACACCUCUUGGAUGACACAAAGAGCAGCUGUUCUUCGUCGUCCUCUGCAUCCCACGUGGCAGGCUCAGGUGUCUCUUAUGCCUCAACGGGACUCUCAGGGACAACAGCUUCCUCAGUGAAGCUGGUCAAUGGGGAAAUGAACAAUAACAGCAAAGACUCCAGGAAGAAUGUGCCAAGCAGCUUCACAAGUGGCCUUGAUGAAUUUGACACUUCUGAUAUGCCUGCAGUGCGACCAAAACUUAAUCCCACUGCCCCAGAGUUCGAACCUCGAUCAAAUGAUGAAGACGAAGAGGACUUCAACAAUGAUGUAUGCUCAGAUGAUGAAGAAGAAAAUGGCAAGUCUUCUAGCAAGGGCUUAAGGAUUUCCAAACACUCAGAGUGUGAAUCAAAUCAGGAUCCUAGAAUUACAACACAGGAUGGAGAUGAAUUGUUCCAAUCAGAUGAUGAAGAGGAAUAUGCUGACGAUGAGGAUGAAGAACAGUAUACUGAGUCUCUUGAGAACCAACUCAAACAGAAGCAAGAGCAGAUACAGACGCUGAAUGACCGGUUGUACCAGACGAAGACUCAGAUGGGCUUGGAAAUCACAAAGCUCAAACAACAGGUGCAAGAUAUUAAGGAAGAGAAGAGGAUAAUUCAGACAGAAAAGGAAAGCUUAUCAGCCCAACGUGAAAAUGAGGCCAAGAAGCUGCGUUCAGAAUUGUCCCGCUUGCAAGAGGAGAUGAAGGUAACUCAAACCCGCACUCAGUCGCUAGAAAACAAGUGCGAGAGAUCAAAUGACCGUGCCAACGAGUUCGAGGCUAAACUUAUGGAGGAACAGGAAGUGACAGCACAACUGCGGGAGGAGAUUAGGAACCUCCAGGAGACCCUAACCAGUAGUUCACGGCGAGCACACGAAGCAGAAGUAAAGUACCUUUGCACCAAGAAGGACCUAGUGGAGACACAUCUUACAAGGACAAUUAACCGUUUGACUGAGGAAGCAAGUCUGAUGCGUCUCCUGCACCAGACGGCAUCCGAUGAAACAAAGCCAGACCGAGCCACGCUCUCGCGAUCCAUCGUGGCCUGGGAUGACAGUAUUAAGAGCUUGCGAGACCGGAAACGUGUCUUCCUGGAAGAAGCUGUGAGACUCUUAGGAAUGGUUAACCAGGGACGUCCCCUCAAUGCCUUACCUCUUGGGGACCUUGAUGUUCCAGCCAUUCCGGAUAUGAGUGUAGCUCCUCUCCUCAUGGCACAGCAAAAGAUGAGCAGCAAGCCAAUGCCGAAACUACCCAUUGGAGAGCAGGUCAUAAAUCGAUCAGGAAACUCCAGCUCCUCAUCCCCCCAGCCAGUGCCAGUUCCACAUGGUUCAAAAGCCUUACUGCCAACACCCAUUGGACCUCCUCUUCUUCCUACUGCCCUAGAUACCCGUCCUUUGUAUUUGCACAAUGGGGUUAAUCCAUUGGCUUUCACUGGGGGGGCUAUUCCAAAGCGAGCGACUCCAGCACAGCCGUCCACUACCCCAGAAUUGCCUGGCGCUCAGAAGUGGCCAGAUUCUCAUCAGCUGUUUGUAGGCCAGUUACCUUGGGAAUUCAAUGAAGGAGAUGUGAAGAAUCUGUUCAGUCACUGCUAUGGUGAAGUGGUGUCUGCUACUCUCUAUGACAAAGGCCGAACCCCAGAGGGCAAACCCAUACCGAAAUGUGGGCUUGUUACAUUCCGUAAUGUUGAAGACUGCAAAAAAGCCCUGUCGGUAGGGCCAAUCACAGUUGGUAAUCAUACCUUGAACGUCCAGGCAAAGGAGAGCAAAAAACCAACCAAACCACCCAGCCUUGCUGUUGGUAGUCUGGCCAGCACUGUUGGGGAAUCUGCCACAGUUGGCAGUCACUCAGCAUAUGGUUUGAGUGACAUCUCUCUUAAUGCUAAUGCCGAGGCCAGCAAGACAGCUGUUGGCCCUCUGCCUUCCCCAAUACAGCACCCACCUAGUACAACCACAGUAACAAAGCCUAAAUUUCAGAACCUUACAAGUAACAAUUCUGUGGGAGCCAUUGGUACUCCUCCUCCAAAACUGGUGCGGCCACUACCGAGGCAGCCUCCAAAUGCUGUGAAAGGUGCUAUUCCAAAUCCUGCAUCAAAGGAUGACUCCGUCACAAGUACAGCCUCAUAUAAGCGAUUGAUAGAAAUCUGCAAGCAACGAGUAGGAAAGGAAUACUCAUCACCAGAGGUGUGUAGUGCCCUUCGAGAAGUCCGCAUACAGAACAACAAGAGUCUUUCAGGCCUGAAUGUGGAUAUGAUUGUAGAUCGAGUAAAGGCACACCUGAAGUCUCGCCGCCCUGGUUCUGGACAGGCUACACUAGCUCCAUGGGCCUCCCUCACUCAGUGUCCCAAGAGUGGAAAUGGAGGACCAGAGUGGCAGGGCCCUGGAGGGGAUGAAGGGAGUGCUCCUGAAGAACAAUGUUCCAUCUGUCUUGAAGCCCUGAAUGCAUGCCCAACUGUUCCACUCCAGUGCCAGCACGUUUUCCAUGAGAAAUGCAUUAAGGAUUGGUUGAAACGCCAGUCAAAUUGCCCCAAUUGUCGUACUUUUGCUCUAAUGACUGAUGAGUAUCCUUCUCUCACGCACUCGUAAAAGUUGGUAACUCAUUUAUUGUGAUAAUGUGCCUUUCAUUAAUAUGAAAGUUCAUUAUUCAGUGUAGGAUAUAUUCUGACCACAUCUGGAUAGUGGUUAACUUGACUUAAUAACAAGUACUUUGAUAUGUGUAUAGAUUAUAAGUAAAAACUUGCUCUACUCUUUUGUAUUAAAUGAAACUGGCUGAUGAAUUAUUAAAGUGUAAUAAUUCAAUGGCCUGAAAAUUGCACAAUUACAUUGUUGGUGUGCCUUAAUUCCAAAAGAAAAAGAAAAAAAGAAAGAAAAAAAAAAAAAAAAAGGAAAUAUAUUUUUUCUAUGUAUCAAUUUCCAUUGUACUGUGGUGAAACUUUGGGAAGCAUGUAAAAAUGCUGUGCUCCAAUUACAAUAAAUCAUGCUUACUCCCAUAGAAUUUUUAUCAUCUACAGUUAAUUGGAAUAGCAGUUUGUAUGGAAGUAGCUUGUGGGUCAGCCUGACAUGUUAAAAUGGGCUUUGUUUUCUGUUCAUUUGUAUGUUUUUUAUAAUAGGUUUAUAACAGUGGAUGUGUAAUCCAGUGGAUUUUAUUUAUUUAUUUUUUUUUUUUUUUUUUCACUUUUUAAUUAGUUUGAACUGAAUAUUCAGUUUGCAAUCAUUUGUUUGCAGCUUGCACAUUCCUACUGGUGCAGUGCCUUUGCAUUUCCUGGAGCUGAAAUAAACAGAUUUCUGAUUUUUGGUAAUGUAUAUUUCUCUAAUAUCAUUUUCAAAAAUACAGAUGGAAAAUAACAACAUCUGCAUGUGCAUUAUUUUCUACAUUUUAAGAUCACACAUUUCAUUUGGCAACUCCCAGGUAAUAAAAAUACUUUACAUA